GAUAACCCACAAUUUGUCACAUUUUUUUGUGUGAAUUAAAAGCCGGCAGCUUUUCGACUUUUGAUUAAUUCAGCAAUUCCGGUAGAAUUUAUUUUGUCUUUCCUUAGCUCUGGAUAAUGUUUAUGAACUCUAAUCUCUUCGAACCGGGCAAGUCGAAGCUCGAGCGCAAUUUUAUUCAAUCUGCGGCGAAGCAAAACACACGUCUCGAUGGUCGCAAAUCUGGUGACUUUCGCGAUGUUAAGUUAACUUUCGGUGCGGACUGGGGCACCGUGAUCGUAGCAAUUGGCGACACUAAGGUCCUGGCCCAGGUGAGCUGUGAUAUUGGUACGCCGUCAUCGGCGCGACCUAAUGAGGGAACCCUACAUUUGAAUGUAAGUCUUGGCGGCGUAGCAUAUUUAAAUGAAUCGCAGACUACGCAUGAUCAGCGAUUCCUGACACUCAACUCAUUAUUGGAGAGGACGUUUCGGAAUUCGCGUUCACUGGAUCUAGAGUCGUUGUGCGUUGCCGCAGAACAGCAUGUGUGGUGUGUACGGGUAGACAUUACAGUGCUCAAUCAUGAUGGAAAUCUUUAUGAUGCCAGCACUGUAGCCGCCUUGGCAGCUCUUAUGCAUUUCCGUCGUCCCGAUGUGACAUUUUUGGAUGAAGAAAUCCGCAUUUAUUCGGACAAGGAACGGGAGCUGAUUCCCCUGCUCUUCCUUCACUAUCCAGUUAGCGUUACAUAUUGCUUAUACAAAAGCAACAGCCAUUAUCCCUAUGUGGACCCCAUUUUGUUGGAGGAGAAUGCCGCCGAUUCGAUUAUAGUUUUAAGUUUUAACUCCUACAACGAAUUGUGUUCACUCAAUGCUGGCGGAUCGACUCCGACCAAGGCAGGGAUUAUCAUGCAGUGUGCACGGAAUGCAGCGAAGCGCUCAAAAUCUUUGGUGGAUUUCUUGAAAAAAGCUUUACUGUUGGAUGAACAGCGUCGGAAUAACAAAGAGCCAAUUAUGGAGGGCCUUGUAAGUCUUCUGACCAACAAAUCACAGACCAUAAGCUAUAAUCAUCUGAUGAAAGAGGAUGUUUCUGAUAUUGUGAUGAGAGAGAAGCAAGAGAUCCCAGAGAAAGUCAAGACUGAGGAUAAGCCAGUGGCUGUCGAUGCAGAGCCACAUAAAAAACCAUCAAAGGCCACACCCGCACCCAUAAAUGACAGUGCUUGGCUACCGCGGGAUAAGGAAGCAUCCCCAACGGUUGUCACUAGCUCAGCUCCCACCAAAACAAAUCGGAACAAAUCCCAGCGUGGCGCCGGCCAACAGAAAUCCACACAAAAACACUCAAAACAACAAAAUCAAAGCGAUUCGGAAGAGGAAACCAAACCAGUCAUCAAAUAAUAUUAAGUGUCUAGGUAUUAGUUUAGUGUAAAUUUAUUAAAGUUAUAGUUGUUUAAUAUAUAAAGUUUUAGCGCUGUUUUCUCUUUCUCUUCCCCCUAAGUAAGUUGUUACAGAAUAUCGGAAAAAUUUUUAGGGGGAUUAGGAAUUGAAAUUGAAUAAAAUUUGAAGCGUUCGCUCAGGCUUUUUCAAGGUUUGUUAUAUGAACAUAAAGUGAAAUAUGAACAAGCAAUAAGUUUAAUAAACUUUCGAAUUAAAGAGUUAA
Messenger RNA from Drosophila willistoni, 1626 nucleotides. RefSeq names its product exosome complex component RRP45 (gene Rrp45). The transcript is spliced from 4 exons. The coding region runs from base 117 to 1364 and encodes 415 amino acids. Gene Ontology annotation, cellular component: cytoplasmic exosome (RNase complex); nuclear exosome (RNase complex). The record is from RefSeq and is a predicted model, not a curated record. NCBI's taxonomy places the organism in Eukaryota, Metazoa, Arthropoda, Insecta, Diptera, Drosophilidae. Gene Ontology annotation, biological process: TRAMP-dependent tRNA surveillance pathway; U1 snRNA 3'-end processing; U5 snRNA 3'-end processing.